This is a messenger RNA of Tremella mesenterica DSM 1558, 881 nucleotides long. RefSeq lists its product as uncharacterized. Bases 101 to 709 code for a protein of 202 amino acids. The transcript is spliced from 2 exons. Lineage: Eukaryota; Fungi; Basidiomycota; Tremellomycetes; Tremellales; Tremellaceae. The record is from RefSeq and is a predicted model, not a curated record.
AGGGAGGUUUGAGACAGGGGGAGAGACAUGGGGCGAGGGGGAGGGAGAAGGAGGGGGAGAGACUCCGAUCCAUCUUGAUAUCACCAUUUACGCCUUACCCAUGGACCCAAUCUCGCCCGAGACGCUCAAGAGCACCAUGGACGUCCUCGAUUCCUCGCGAUCUUUGAAACGGGUGUUGGAUUUCGUCCGACUGUGUGGGUACUCGGAAGAUGCUCGUGGUGGCGGUGGUGGUGGUGGUGGUGAUGAUGGGGUUACUUGGACGGCGAACAUACUUGACAUCCGCCCAGGACUACCAAGUACAAACACACCACCCCCUCCCCCUCCCCCGCCCGAUCCGUCCGCCUCGGCAGCCAGAGCUCUCGCCGUGGUCGACACGCUCGCCUCGUAUCCACACCUCGUCGGUGAUCUCGCCAUCGAACGUCGGUCGCACUGUGAUUCCAGACAAGGUGAAAGUCCCGACAUCAGUGCAGAACUCAAAGAAAGUCAGGUCUGUUCAGAACCCAAAGAAAGUCACGUCACCUGUCCAGAACCCAAACAAAGUCACGACGUCUGUUCAGAACCUAAAGAGUUACGAACGAUGGAUUGGGAUUGGGAGGAAAAAAAGAUGGAGGAGAGAAGGACCCAGUUGACGACUCUUUCGUUGGAUUCUGCUUUUACGACUUGGACUUAUUUGCGGAGUGGACGUGGGCGGCUAGGAGACGGAGGAUGAGAAGAGCUGGAAGGACAUGAGGGAGGAUCGCAUGGAAGAAAGGAAGGAAGAAGGUGGGUAGGUUUCAGAGAUGAUGUCUUGAUGAACGUAAACGUAAACGUAAAAGUCAGUGUGUGGGUAUGAUAUGCGUAAACGUCAAUGUCAAAAGUCAAUGUAUGAUAAACGUAUUCGU